Molecule: messenger RNA, 1051 nt
Organism: Cicer arietinum (chickpea)
Lineage: Eukaryota; Viridiplantae; Streptophyta; Magnoliopsida; Fabales; Fabaceae
Gene: CAP2
Product: AP2-family transcriptional regulator CAP2
Biological process (GO): positive regulation of DNA-templated transcription; response to stress
Cellular component (GO): nucleus
Molecular function (GO): DNA-binding transcription factor activity; transcription cis-regulatory region binding
Source: RefSeq, marked provisional
GUUUCCAAAUUGAAUAAAAUUAAUCGAUUACUUCUUCUUCAAAUGCCUUCUGGAUCGGCUUCCCUUCAUUCGAUCCAGAUUCGGAACAUUUUUCCCACCACUUAGGUCUUUGUUUCAAGUGUUUUGUUGACAUUUUUCCCUGUACAUUAAGGAGUGCAACUUGAAGCACAUGUUAGUGAAAAGCCAUCAUAAAGGGGAUGGAUCCAAGUCCCUCGCCGAUACAUUGGCAAGAUGGAAAGAACAUAACGCCCGCCUUGAAUCGAGCGGCGAAGCUGAGAAGUCAACUAGGAAAGUUCCAGCCAAGGGAUCAAAGAAAGGGUGUAUGAAAGGUAAAGGAGGGCCUGAAAACUCGCGCUGUAAUUACCGAGGUGUUAGACAAAGGACUUGGGGAAAAUGGGUGGCCGAAAUUCGGGAACCAAACAGAGGGAGUAGGCUUUGGUUAGGUACAUUUCCCAAUGCAGUCGGUGCUGCUCUUGCUUAUGAUGAAGCGGCAAGGGCAAUGUAUGGUUCUUGUGCGCGCCUGAACUUUCCGAAUGUAGAGGUAUCCAAUUUCUCUCAGCUGGAAUCUAUGAAAGAUUCUCCAACUUCAGAUCAUUCUGGUUCUGUAAAGACAACAAUAGAGAAUACUGAGUCUAUGAUAUCGCUAAAUAACGCUCGUGUAGAUGCAGCUGAGGAUGUUGACAUGAAAAAUCUUUCGUUAUCCUUAAGUGUGACUGUGAAUCAUGAGGAAGGGGAGGUUGUAUCAGGGACUAGUUCAUCCCAGCCUUCAUUGUCUUGAUGUAAGUUUUGCAUAGUUUAAUUCAGCCAUGGCUAGAACUUUUAGCCUUCGUAGCUUUCAGGGUAACACUUAGGAUGUAUUUAUCUUUUGAUAGUUGUGCCAGAUGAUUAGAUGUUGGAAAAUUUACUUAAUUGAGAAGUGUUUAAUUCUUCUGGUAUUGCUCUAUUGCAAGCUGGAUAUGUGUCCAGUUCUAAGAUGUAAAAUUCUUGUCUUGCCUAAGAUGACUGGAUUCUUGUGUUGUGCCUCUAAUAUUUCAUAAUGGAUAAUCUCUUG